Prunus mume (Japanese apricot) is the source of this 336-nucleotide messenger RNA. The record is from RefSeq and is a predicted model, not a curated record. Lineage: Eukaryota; Viridiplantae; Streptophyta; Magnoliopsida; Rosales; Rosaceae.
AUGGGUGGGGGGAGGAAUUCUGGUGGUGGUGGUGGACUAGGAGAUGGUGGAGGUGGUGAUGGAACUAAUGGUGCUGGAGGAGGUGGAGAAGGCGGUGGCGGCGAAGGCAAAGGAGGUGGUGGCGAUGGCAAAGGAGGUGGUGGCAAUGGCAAAGGCGGUGGUGGCGAGGGUGAAGGCGGCGGUGAUGAUGGUGGUGGAGCAGCAGCUAAAGGUGGGGGUGCUGGUGGUGGUGGAGAUAGUACUAAUGGGGGUGGGGGGAGCACUAAUGGGGGUGGAGAUGGAAGUGAAGGUGGGAAGGGGAGUGUGGGAGGAGAAGGCGGGAUACGUGGCGGUUGA